UUAUGAGCCGCCACCCGCCAGCCCUUUUUGGAAGUUUGGGAUUCAGUUUCUAAAUUUCUCAUCAUUCACGUCGUAUUCUGCAAUAUUUACUUACUUAGACCCUARGUGGCUGGGUACUCGGUUGAAGUUAGAAGUUUGCGACUUGGAAGUUGCUAAGUCGGAUAAGAACCGUCAUCGUAUUUACUAUUUAGUAUUUUAGUAUCAUAUCCGAGUUGCCAUCUAAUAUUUUUUUAAACAAUUUUUUAAUCAAAAUCUAAACCUUUAGUUUUAAUUUAUUCAAUUUUGUAUAAUGGAAUACAACUUAGGAGACAAUCCAGUUACUGCACAUUCAUGGAAUGCAAAUAGAACUCAGAUAGCAGUAAUUCCAAAUAGUAAUGAAGUACAAAUAUACAAAUAUGAACCAAAUUUGAGUGACUGGACAUUGUUGGACAAUCUAGAUCAACAUGGACUUCUAGUAACUGGAAUUGAUUGGGCACCUAACACUAAUCGAAUUGUAACUUGCUCAGCUGACCGUAAUGCAUAUGUAUGGACAAUUGAUGACAAAGGAAAGUGGAAACCAACUCUUGUAUUAUUAAGAAUUAGUAGAGCUGCAACGUGUGUUAAAUGGUCACCCAAUGAGAAAAAAUUUGCAGUUGGUUCAGGAGCUCAAUUGAUAUCUGUGUGCUAUUUUGAAGUAGAAAACGAUUGGUGGGUGUCAAAACAUAUAAAAAAACCAAUCCGAUCUACAGUAACUGCAUUAGAUUGGCAUCCAAACAACAUGGUAUUAGCUACUGGUACUGCCGAUUUUCGAGUAAGACUGUUUAAUGUACAUAUGAAAGAAGUUGACCAGUGUCAAAAAAUAAAAACCGAAUGGGACACUGAUGAUACUUCUGUGCCAAAUUUAGUUGCUGAAUUUACAAAUUCUUCUAGAGGAGGUGGAUGGAUUCAUGGAUUAGCAUUUAAUAAAACUGGUAACCGAUUAUGUUGGGUUGCUCAUGAUUCAUCUAUUACUGUUGCUGAUGUAUCUAAAGGAAGCAUUGUUGUAAAUAAAUUAAAAACAAAUGAGUUACCUUUCAUAAGCUGUAUUUGGGUUUCUGAUCGUGCAUUAGUUGCUGCAGGCCAUGGAUGUUGUCCUAUGUUGUACUGCAUUGACUCCAAUAACAAAGUGCAAUUUGUUUCUAAGAUUGACAGUUCUCAGAAAAAAGAAGCUGCUGGUCUAAGUGCAAUGAAAAAAUUUCAAAGCUUAGAUAGACAAGCACGAAUCAAUAGUGACUAUGAGCUUGAUACUAAACAUCAAAAUACAUUAACAUGUUUGCGUGUUCAUACUGAGUCAAACAAUACCGUUUUGAAAUUCACUAGUAGUGGAUUAGAUGGAAAAAUAAUAUUAUGGGAACUCAAUAGUUUAGAUAAAUUACUUCAAGGUCUAAAAAUCUAACUGCAAUGGAUCUACAGUUAUGUACAUAAUUAUAUUUGAUAUCAAUAAUUACUUAUAC
Messenger RNA from Diuraphis noxia (Russian wheat aphid), 1472 nucleotides. RefSeq names its product Actin-related protein 2/3 complex, subunit 1A (gene Arpc1). The record is from RefSeq and is a predicted model, not a curated record. Lineage: Eukaryota; Metazoa; Arthropoda; Insecta; Hemiptera; Aphididae. Gene Ontology annotation, cellular component: Arp2/3 protein complex; actin cytoskeleton. Gene Ontology annotation, biological process: Arp2/3 complex-mediated actin nucleation. Gene Ontology annotation, molecular function: actin filament binding.